GCUAUUCUGACUGUUUUGUCCCGUGCUAUUGUGACGAUUCUGUUCCUUGCUGUUCUCAAAGAACGCAGAAUGUAGUAAAUACGAAAACGGCGAUGGCAAUCGGUUGAUUGCAGUGCAGAGCAACGAGCACGACGGUGGGGAGACGAGGAGCAGGGCGAGGAGGAGGGCGAGGAAGGCUUUUCGAGCAUCGAUCCCGGGAGUGUCGUUGACGUGCAAAAGCAGGAGGGAGGCGAAGCGGGAGAGCCGGCGGUCCUAUCUCUCUCUUCCGUCGUAGUCGGCCGCGUGUGUUCGAGGGCACCCCGGAGUGGCGCGGGGAGCCAUGGCCGCGUGUGUGAGCAGGCACGCUUGCGCCGCCGCCGCCGCCACCGCCAAUGUUGCCGGCGCGAGUUCCGCCGCCAGGGGGUUGACAGGUGGCGAUCCACGUCUGGCGCUGGGCGCGCCGCUGCAGCGUCAGAUCUCUCGAUCUGUCGGUUGGGACGCGGCCCUGUGCACGGACGGCGGACACGUGGCGGCUGUCGGCGCCUGGAGAAGGAACUCCCUUUUCCGCGGGCAGUCAUUCAUCCGACUGGUCGGCGGACGGCUUCGCAGUUCUCCCACUCGGCGGCGCAGCUCACCUGUCGCCAGCAACGGUGCCACGCCGCCACGUGACCAGGUUGCCCCCGCCCCUGGCAAUCACACUCCCUCCACCAUUCCCCCCCUCCCCUCCUCCUCUCCUAGUAGUAAGCGCCCUCCCUACAUUCCUAAUCGGAUAGACGACCCUAAUUACGUUCGCAUCUUCGACACUACCCUUCGAGAUGGAGAGCAAUCGCCUGGCGCCAAAUUGACAAGUCCGCAGAAGCUUGAAAUCGCUCGGCUGUUAGCGAAACUCGGUGUCGACAUUAUCGAGGGUGGCUUUCCGAUCGCUUCCCCCGACGAUUUGGAGGCCGUACGAUCAAUUGCGCGGGAAGUCGGUAACCACGUGGAUGAGAAUGGAUACGUGCCUGUCAUCUGCGGACUGGCGCGCGCCAACAAAGCGGAUAUCGACGCGGCUUGGGAGGCAGUUAAGCACGCGCUUCGACCGCGCAUCCACACGUUUAUAGCGACGAGCCCCAUUCACAUGGAGUACAAGUUGAGGAAAACUCCCGACGAGGUGGUCCAGAUCGCGACGGAGAUGGUUGCAUACGCGAGGAGUCUGGGCUGUCAAGACGUCGAAUUCAGUCCGGAAGAUGCUGGAAGAUCCGACCCAGACUUCCUGUACAGAAUCUUGGGAGAAGUGAUAAAAGCGGGAGCGACAACGCUGAACAUCCCUGAUACCGUGGGCUACACGAUGCCGGAAGAAUUUGGCCGCCUGAUUGCUAAUAUCAGAGCAAACACUCCAGGGAUUGAGAAUGUGAUAAUCUCCACUCAUUGCCAGAACGACUUGGGCUUGGCAACGGCAAAUACGCUAGCGGGUGCAAAGAAUGGAGCUCGACAAGUCGAAGUGACCAUCAAUGGGAUUGGAGAACGUGCUGGAAAUGCAUCCUUGGAAGAGGUUGUGAUGGCUCUGCGAUGUCGGGGCACAGAGCAGUUUGGAGGGCUCUUCACUGGAAUUCAACCAAAGCAUAUUGCGCACACGAGCAGGAUUGUUUCAGAAUUUACAGGGAUGUCAGUCCAGCCACACAAAGCAAUCGUUGGAGCCAAUGCUUUCGCUCACGAAAGUGGAAUUCAUCAGGAUGGCAUGCUGAAGAACAAAGGAACCUAUGAAAUUAUGUCACCGGAGGACAUCGGGAUUGUACGGCACGAUGGAGUUGGUUUGGUGUUGGGAAAACUGAGUGGCCGGCAUGCACUGAAGACACGCCUCCAGCAGCUGGGCUAUGAUCUGGACACGCAGAAACUAAGUGACGUGUUCAAGCGCUUCAAGGCUCUUGCCGAUAAGAAAAAGACUGUGACCGAUGGAGAUCUGGAGGCGCUGGUGUGCGAUGAAGCUUUCCAGCCGAACAAUUUCUUCAGUCUGGUCGACCUGCAGGUUGUCUGCGGAACCAUGGGUCUUCCUAGUGCAACCGUGAAGCUGAGCUGUGCCGAUGGGCUUGAAAGGGUUGCGGUUGCUGUUGGAACUGGCCCUGUUGACGCAUGUUACAAGGCAAUCGACAACAUUAUCAGGGAGGACGUGGAGCUGACGGAGUACAGCUUGACUGCUGUGACCGAAGGCAUAGAUGCACUCGCACAGACGAGGGUGGUGAUUCGUGACAAGCUUGGGAUAGCGGACACCACACAUGCUCAGACUGGAGAAAUUUUCCCCCGAACUUUCAGUGGUAGUGGCGCAGGGGAAGACAUUGUCGUCUCGAGCGUCAGGGCUUAUAUUGGAGCCCUGAACAAGCUGCUGGCGUUCACUAAAAAGAGGCCACAAGUUAAAGUACAGGAGCAAGUAAGGGAGAAGGAGGUAGUUUGACGGUAUGUGCGGCCAACCACGGAGCGCUGCGCUCAAGUGUUUGAGUUCAUUUUUGACCGGGAGUUUAAUUUUCCAUUGUCUUGGUAACUUCCCCGCUCUCUCUCUCCUCCUCCCUCCUGGGCGAGUCGUCCUUAUCGUUUUUGACUGGUUGAUCACGCUGUGUCUUGAUGACUCUGGCACAGCAGUGUCUAUCGGUGUUCAUCUUUCAACACAGUUGGCAGCAUCAGAACACUUCAGACAAGCCCAUGGACAUCUUAAUGGUCAUACUGUCCCUUCCCCUGCUCACCCCCCCCCCCCCCCCCUCUCCCCUCCCUUCCCACUUCUUCUGGGCCCGCUCUUCCGGGCCCGCAGAAGCAGUUCUCACUGCUGUAUACAUGUGCUAGUUCUGAACAUGCUGUGUUUACAAGAAUGAGGCAAGUGCGGAAGAAUCAUCUGUGAGAGAUCUGAGUCUUCUGCAGCUGGGUAUCCCCCCAUUGUUUUUUUCACGCCCCCAAAUGAUUGUUCCUCCGUUACGAUGUUUGUGCUUUGCUUUCCUUAUGACUGAAAUGGAUCGCAGGGCAAGGGGGAGGGAAGGGACCUGUGGAGAGGAGGUUGGCUGGUAGUGGUGGGUGGGAUGGGUGCAUCAUCCAUACAAGUCAGUGAAGUGAAAGCUACUUGCCUGUUCAUGUCAUACAAAUUCAGUGGACACGGUUGCACACAAUCACAGGGGAACGAGUUUCGUAAUCAACCUCGACAUCAUGU
Molecule: messenger RNA, 3148 nt
Organism: Chara braunii
Lineage: Eukaryota; Viridiplantae; Streptophyta; Charophyceae; Charales; Characeae
Source: the annotation of a GenBank genome assembly